Molecule: messenger RNA, 5309 nt
Organism: Lotus japonicus
Lineage: Eukaryota; Viridiplantae; Streptophyta; Magnoliopsida; Fabales; Fabaceae
Exons: 24
Coding region: 1-4833 (1610 amino acids)
Biological process (GO): autophagosome assembly
Cellular component (GO): autophagosome membrane
Molecular function (GO): protein binding
Source: RefSeq, a predicted model, not a curated record
AUGGAGUGGACCACAUUGCAGCACCUUGAUCUCCGCCAUGUAGGCCGUGGAGACAAACCUCUGCAGCCUCACGCUGCUUCCUUCCACCCUCAUCAGGCACUCGUCGCUGUCGCCAUCGGAACCUACAUUGUCGAAUUUGAUGCAUUGACAGGAAGUAAGAUUUCUUCUCUUGACAUAGGUGCACCUGUUGUGCGUAUGUCGUAUAGUCCUACAGCUGGGCAUACUGUGAUUGCGAUCCUCCAGGAUUGUACGAUACGAUCUUGUGAUUUUGACUUAGAGCAAACAUGUGUAUUGCAUUCACCGGAGAAGAAAUCAGACCAAAUUUCUUCUGAUACUGAAGUUCAUCUGGCAUUGACCCCACUACAACCUGUUGCUUUUUUUGGAUUUCGUAAACGGAUGAGUGUUACAGUUGUUGGAACUGUUGAAGGCGGGAGAGCACCCACAAAAAUCAAGACGGACUUGAAGAAGCCUAUUGUGAAUCUUGCUUGUCAUCCUCGCCUCCCUGUUAUGUAUGUAGCUUAUGCUGACGGUUUGAUUCGAGCAUAUAACAUUCAAACCUAUGCUGUUCACUACACAUUACAACUUGACAAUACUAUAAAGCUUAAUGGCGCUGGUGCAUUUGCAUUUCAUCCAACUCUAGAAUGGAUUUUUGUUGGUGAUCGACGUGGUACCUUACUGGCGUGGGAUGUAUCAACUCCGACGCCUAGUAUGAUUGGAAUAAUUCAAGUUGGCUCACAACCCAUAACAUCAGUUGCUUGGUUACCCAUUUCACGAUUACUUGUAACCCUAUCAAGGGAUGGAAAUCUGCAAGUUUGGAAAACACGGGUUGUAUUUAAUCCUAAUAGACCUCCAGUGCAGGCAAAUUUUUUUGAGCCUUCUGCAAUUGAAUCACUUGAUAUCCCUCGUAUCCUUUCUCAACAAGGUGGAGAAGCAGUGUACCCCUUACCGCGAAUUAAAGCUUUAGAAUUUCAUCCAAAAUCUAAUUUAGCAGCACUUGUGUUUGCAAACAUAGCAAGUGAAGAUACUUCAAAAAAUAAGACCACUCUUAAUCGAGAAAGGAGAAAGCAACUUUUUGCAGUUUUACAAAGUGCACGGGGAUCGUCAGCAUCUGUUUUAAAAGAAAAAUUGGCAGUCUUGGGUUCAUCUGGAGUGUUAGCAGACCAUCAGCUUCAAGCUCAAUUACAAGAACAUCAUCUGAAAAGCCAAAGUCAUCCUACAAUAUCAGACAUUGCAAGGAAGGCUUUUCUUUACAGUCAUUUUAUGGAAGGCCAUACAAAAAGUGCUCCUAUAUCUCGCUUACCCCUCAUCACUCUUCUAGAUACCAAGCAUCAUCUGAAAGACAUUCCAGUUGUCCAGCCAUUUCAUUUGGAGCUAAAUUUCUUCAACAAAGAGAACCGAGUUCUUCAUUAUCCUGUCAGAGCUUUCUAUGUGGAUGGACCAAACCUUAUGGCAUAUAAUCUCUCCUCUGAAUCUGAGAGUAUCUACAAGAAGCUUUAUAAUUCGAUUCCGGCGAGUGUAGAGUAUCAAGCAAAAUACUUGAUUUACAGUAAAAAGCAACACCUGUUUCUUGUAGUUUAUGAAUUUAUUGGUAUUUCAAAUGAAGUUGUGCUUUAUCGGGAAAAUACUGAAGUAGACAUAGCAAACAGUAAAAGCAGCACAGUUAAAGGUCGAGAUGCAGCAUUUAUUGGUCCCAAUGAAAACCAGUUUGCUAUUCUUGAUGAUGACAAGACAGGAUUGGCGGUAUAUAUACUACCAGGAGGGCCACAAGAAGCUAAGGAAAUUGAAAAAGUUUUUGAAGAAAAUUACCAACCUGAAGAAACUAAUGUUGAUUCAAUUCAAGGCCCAACGCCGUUUAUGUUUGAAACUGAAGUUGAUCGCAUAUUUUCUACUCCUUUAGAUUCAACUUUGAUGUUUGCUUCUCAUGGGAAUCAGAUUGGAUUAGUACAGCUCAUACAAGGGUAUCGCCUUUCAACUUCCACUUCUGAUGGCCAUUAUAUAUCAACCAAGAGCAGUGGAAAAAAGUCAAUCAAGUUGAAAAGAAAUGAGAUUGUACUUCAGGUGUACUGGCAAGAGACUCUUAGGGGACAUGUUGCAGGGGUUUUAACAACGCAUAGAGUUCUUAUUGUCUCAGCAGCACUUGAUAUACUUGCAAGCACUUCUACAAAUUUUGAUAAGGGACUUCCUUCAUUUAAAUCACUCUUAUGGGUUGGGCCUGCCCUUCUUUUUUCUACUGCCACUGCAAUCAGUAUGCUUGGCUGGGAUGGAAAAGCGAGAACUAUCCUCUCAAUUAGUAUGCCUUAUUCAGUCCUGGUUGGUGCUUUGAAUGAUCGAUUGUUGCUUGCUAGCCCUACGGAAAUAAUUCCCAAACGGAAGAAGGAGGUUGAGGUCAAAACCUGUCUUGUUGGUCUUCUUGAGCCUCUUCUCAUUGGAUUUGCCACAAUGCAGCAAAGUUUUGAGCAGAAGCUUGACCUCUCAGAAAUACUAUACCAAAUAACAUCAAGGUUUGACAGCUUGCGCAUAACACCAAGGUCUCUGGACAUCCUUGCUAGAGGUUCUCCUGUUUGUGGAGAUUUAGCUGUGUCAUUAUCUCAAUCAGGUCCACAGUUCACCCAGGUGAUGAGGGGUGCCUACGCUGUGAAAGCUCUUCAAUUUCCCACUGCUUUAUCUGUUUUGAAAGAUGAAUUUCAGCGUUCAAGAGAUUAUCCACGAUGUCCUCCUACAUCUCAUUUAUUUCACAGCUUCAGACAGUUGGGUUAUGCCUGUAUCAGGUUUGGACAGUUUGAUAGAGCCAAAGAAACCUUUGAAGUAACUGCUGAUUAUGAAAGCAUGCUUGAUCUGUUUAUAUGCCACCUUAAUCCUAGUGCCAUGAGGCGUCUUGCUCAGAAGUUGGAAGAAGAAGGUCUUGAAUCAGAAUUGAGGCGAUAUUGUGAAAGGAUUUUACGAAUUCGAUCUACUGGAUGGACACAAGGCAUAUUUGCCAACUUCGCUGCGGAAAGUAUGGUUCCUAAAGGACCUGAAUGGGGUGGUGGAAACUGGGAAAUCAAAACCCCUGCUACUGCAAAGGAUAUACCUAAGUGGGAGCUUGCUGCAGAGGUGACGCCAUACAUGAGGACUGAUGAUGCUGCAAUUCCAUCUAUUAUUCUAGAUCAUAUUGGUGUAUAUUUAGGCUCAAUUAAAGGAAGAGGCAAUACUGUAGAGGUAAGGGAAGAUAGCUUGGUUAAAGCCUUCAUCCCGGCUGGUAAUGAUGUUAAAGCAAAUGGUGUUGAAGCACCUUCUGUUCAAUCCAUAUCUAACCAAUCGAAGGGGGUUGAUAAUUCCCAAGGUGAUUCAUUUAUGGGUCUGGGAGGUCUUAAGAAACAAUUUGUCAGUCCCUCUGCUGAUGAACAGGCUAAAGCGGCUGAAGAAUUUAAGAAAUCCAUGUAUGCAGCUGCUGCUGCUGAUGGCAGCAGUAGUGAUGAGGAAGGAGUGUCAAAAACCAAAAAAAUACAUGUUAGAAUACGAGACAAGCCGAUUGACUCUUCUACUGUGGAUGUGAACAAGAUUAAAGAAGCCGCUAGUAAAUUUAAACUUGGUGCAGGGUUAACUUCAUCAAGGAGCAGGUCAGCAACAAGUGGAUCCCAUGAUCUUGGUCAGAUUUUGUCCCUGCCACCUGCAACUACUGGAGUGGCUACUCCUACUGCUUCAACUCCUGGCGACCUGUUUGGUACAGAUGCCUUUGCUCAACCACAAUCAACUUCACAGCAAACUACUGGAGUAGUAAGUAGGGGGGGAGUUAAAGCUGGACCUAUUCCGGAGGAUUUCUUUCAGAACACAGUUCCAUCCCUUCAGGUUGCUGCUUCACUGCGUCCUGCUGGGACAUAUCUCUCAAAAUAUGCUCAAGGGGUUGAAAUCGGCAAGGCAACUCAAAACCAGGACAGUGCUUCUGAAGGUGAUGUUCCUCCUAAAUCUGUUCAACAACCUGGGGUUCCCAUUGAGCCCAUGGGACUACCUGAUGGUGGUGUCCCACCACAAUCCUCAGCUCAGGCUGCAGUCAUGCCCACAUCACAGCUGCAGGCACCAAUUUCUAGCCAGCCUCUUGAUCUUAGUGUCCUUGGAGUACCAAAUUCUGCUGAUUCAGGAAAGCCUCCACAAACUGGUUCUCCACCAUCUUCUCUACGACUUGGACAGGUUCCACGAGGGGCUGCUGCUUCUGUAUGUUUCAAGACUGGACUUGCUCACCUUGAGCUAAAUCAUCUUUCAGAUGCAUUGUCUUGCUUUGAUGAAUCUUUUCUUGCAUUAGCUAAGGAUCAAUCUUGUGGAAGUGAUAUAAAAGCCCAGACAACAAUCUGUGCUCAAUACAAGAUAACAGUCACUCUUCUUCGGGAAAUAGAACGUUUGCAAAGAGUCCAUGGUCCAAGUGCAAUCAGUGCAAAAGAUGAGAUGGCAAGACUUUCACGCCAUCUAGGUUCAUUGCCUCUUCUAGCAAAGCACAGAAUAAAUUGCAUUCGAACUGCCAUAAAACGAAACAUGGAGGUGCAAAAUUAUGCAUAUUCCAAGCAAAUGCUAGAACUACUAUUGUCUAAAGCACCUGCAAGCAAGCAGGAUGAAUUUAGGUGCCUGAUCGAUUUGUGUGUUCAGAGGGGUUUGACUAACAAGUCCAUUGAUCCACUAGAAGAUCCUUCUCAUUUCUGCGCUGCCACAUUAAGCAGGCUAUCGACCAUUGGAUAUGAUGUCUGUGAUCUAUGUGGAGCCAAAUUUUCAGCCGUGAAUGCUCCUGGAUGCGUCAUCUGUGGAAUGGGAAGCAUCAAAAGAUCAGAUGCACUCACAGGUCCAGCUCCUUCUCCAUUUGGUUGAGUUGCUAAUAUAAUUCUUGCUUCUUUUCCCUUGUGAAGUUGCUAUGCAGAGAGGUAUGACCUAGUUAUAUGGAGGAUAAAAAUUGAAGGCCAAGGGGGGGAAAUUUCUCGCGCUGAUUCUAGGAAAUAAUUUAGCCUGUUUGGUUUAACGUUAGAAAUUAUGAAAACGGUAAAAUAACACAUCUCGAGGCUUCCUACUUCAACAAAAAGUGCAUCAAGGAUGUGUUAUUUUUCUGUUUCCGUACGUUCUAACGGUAAACAAACGGACUCUAAUUUUUAUAUACACAACUUUCGAGUUUGUUGUGAUUCUUUGUGAUGGCUUCGGCUUUCCUUUAAAUUAUUUUAUUCUUUAGACGACAACACUUUCUGUGUAAUUACAGAAUGUUGUUUUCCAAUAAUUUUGUAUCAUAUAUUGACCCUUUGUGAAGAUACAAACACAAAGUAUUAAUAGAAUCAUUCGGUCAUUCGGCAUUACAA